CGAGAGAGAAAGAGAGAGAGAAAGAGAGAGAGGCAGAGCUCCCUAACUCCAGUGAUUCCCUGACUGGCUGGCUGGCUGGCUGGCAGUAAGCUCUGUGCUCUGAUCUUCCCGCUCCGAUGGGGUUUCAUGCCCGCGUGGGCUGUGCUGGGGAUCUUCAGGGCAACACAGGUUUCUGCUGCUGAUCUCGGCCUCUUUAAUCCCUACCUAUUGACCAUAUCAGCCAACACAGAUGAGAGCCUGGAUAGCUAAUCUUAACCUACUACAGACGGCUAAUGGAUCAUCAACCAAUGACAGCCACUAGAAUCCAAAAAGGGAGCUAAAAGACGAUCGAAUGCAAGUGACCCGAGGACGACUGGCAGAUAUGAGAGUGGUACUGGUGUGUGCCCUCCUCUCCCUCCUCUCUUUGUCACAUGCCUGUCCAAAGGAGUGCAGCUGCAAUAGCAACACCAAAGUAGUAGACUGCCGGGGUCGAGGCCUGUAUGACAUCCCCCGACGACUGCAUCCGGACACCCAAGAACUGUAUCUUCAAGAUAACCGGAUCAGGGGGCUGGGAUCGAUGGCUUUUCGAGAAAUACCACUUGUCCGCAUUCUCGAUCUUUCUAAUAACUCUAUAACAUCGGUUUCACCGACUGCGCUGCUGGGUCUCAGAACUCUACAGCGCCUCAGCCUGGCCUACAACAGCCUGAGAGAACUUGACAAGCGGUUGCUUGGGCCUAUCCGCUCGCUUUCACACCUUGACCUCUCACACAACAGCUUGUGGGGUUUGCCUGGAGUGAUGGGAGACAGUUUAAGGAACCUCAGCCACCUAGGGCUAGCGCACAAUAGGUUAACACGACUGGACCGCUCUCUAUUGGAGGCCUUGACCCGUCUGGACAGCCUCACAUUACGAGGCAACCCCUGGAGGUGUGACUGCCAACUCAUAGGCCUCAAACUCUGGCUGGAGUCCUACCUCUUUAAAGGUGGAGUGGUGGAUGAGGUGUUUUGCUCACAGCCAGAAGAAAUGAGGGACAGAGACCUGCAGAAAGUCCCUUACCAGCUCUUCCACGCCUGCAUGACCACAAGCUACCAUUAUCUAUUUGCCAACAUACACCACCUGGAGUCUGAGAGGCUACUGCGUGGCCACACCCAUGGAAACCAUGCUCAUCCCUCUAGCCACACAAUCCAUGUCCCCAUGGCAAUGGGGGAGGGUCUUGGUGGCGGAGGAGGAGGCGGAGGAGGAGGGGGUUUGCCCGAGUGUGAACCUAAGCAGAGGCAGCGGCCUGUCAACUUGCGCCAUGCAAUUGCCACAGUGAUCAUCACUGGCGUAGUGUGUGGGAUCGUGUGUCUGAUGAUGCUGGCUGCAGCAGUGUACGGCUGCGCCUACGCUGCUAUCAUGGCCAAAUAUCAGCGGGAGCUUAAGAAGAACGAGGAGUUGGCAGCAGCGCAGGGGGCAGAUCAUGCCACAGCAGAUGAGAAGGAACCACUGGAGAAUGCUAUUGCCUAAGAGAUGAUAGCAGAAACCCUGGACUUAAAACCUGGGCCUCAACCCUUUAACCUACUCCUCUCUGGCUGCCAUGUGUGUGUUAGUGCAUGUGUGAGUCA
Messenger RNA from Plectropomus leopardus (leopard coralgrouper), 1581 nucleotides. RefSeq names its product leucine rich repeat transmembrane protein 1 (gene lrtm1). Lineage: Eukaryota; Metazoa; Chordata; Actinopteri; Perciformes; Serranidae. The record is from RefSeq and is a predicted model, not a curated record. Gene Ontology annotation, molecular function: protein binding.